Molecule: messenger RNA, 6566 nt
Organism: Brassicogethes aeneus
Lineage: Eukaryota; Metazoa; Arthropoda; Insecta; Coleoptera; Nitidulidae
Source: the annotation of a GenBank genome assembly
GCGGUAUAUUGACAUGUAAACGUCAAAGUUCCAGAUGUGAUGUGGGAUAGGUUGUGUUUAAAAAAAUUGUUUAUAAUUUUCAACGUUUAAGUGUACAGUAAUUUAGCCAUGUAAAAUACGUGCCCAGGGUUACAUUGUAGAAUAGAUUAGCGAAUUAAAUCUUUAAAAUGGUGUCAAUCAUCAAAAAUCAGCUUUUAAAGCACCUAUCUAGGUUUACAAAAAAUUUGUCAGCUGAUAAAAUUAACCUAAGCACCUUUAAAGGUGAAGGGGAGCUGUCAAACUUGGAGUUAAAUGAGAUUGUUUUAACAGAAUUGUUAGAGUUGCCUUCGUGGCUCAGAUUAACUAAAGCUUGGUGUAAUAAAGUUACUUUUCGGAUAGCAUGGACUAAGUUAAAAAGUGUUCCAAUACAUUUAAGUCUGGACGAAGUUAAUAUAACUGUCGAAACAUGUGAGGAGCUUCGUUCUAUGUCAGCACAAGGCGGAUUGUCGUCUUACGCGGUACCAGGGAAAUACAGUUUUAUUCACAAAGUUAUAGAUGGCAUUACUGUCACGGUUAACACUGUAAAUAUACUGUUUAACAGCCCUGCUUUCACAGCCAGUGUACAGAUUUCCAGAAUAGUAGUGGAAUCAAAAAACCCGAGAUGGGUUAAGUCGGAUCUGCGCAUGACGAGGGUCAAAGACCCCGAAAAGGGUCAACUACUGAUUUUUAAGGAGUUAGAAUGGCAAACUGUUCGAAUUGAGGCAAAAUCCACCAUUGAUAAAAACUUGACCCCUUUGAGAUUGUUGACCAAUCAAGCUAGGUGUAGAAUUGUUAUAAAGAAAAGAAUAUCAGAUUGUUUUAUAUUGGGGUCAAGGUUGGUAAUUAUACUAGACGAUUUAUUAUGGGUGUUAACGGAUUCGCAGCUAAAAGCUGCCCUACAUUUUUUGGACUCCCUUUCCGGUUUGGUGCAAAGAGCCACCGAAAUGACGAGAACCGUGAAAGCCGCCAGAAAACUAGAGGAGUUGCCAAAUCAAAUGCCGGAAACGCGGGCAAACGAACGAUCAGUCAGCAAACUAUUCAGCAUGUACGACGUCGUCGAGACUUCCUACCAUUUCUUGUCGAACCAAAUUGUUCUGCACCUCUGUGACGAUCCAGGUUCCGGCAGGUCGAGUCAUCCGCACUUGAAAGACGGUGGCGCCCUCCAAAUCAGCGUGAAAAAGUUCCAAAUCGACUACUAUCCAUAUCACUUAGCACGGGACAACAGGAAAUGUUGGCCAAAGUACAACGCAUCCUCCAUACCUCACACAAUGUGGCAGGAGCAAUCGCUAGCGGCCUUCAGGACGAAAUUCAUCGACCUAAUCGACAAGCACCAAGUGCAACACGCACCCUUAAGUCGUUCCAACAAGACUCCGCCCUCGGCCGGCGCUUCGCCCAAUCAGGAGCAACGCAAGCCUCUCAGUCCGAGUCAGAAGGAGGCCAAACGACGCGUCGAGAUUCAACUGUCGAAACUGAUGACGACUUGCGUGGUCAUGCGCAUCGAAGAUUUCACUCUCUACAAGGUGACGACGUCCGGAAAAAAGCAACAGCUGAAGGAGUUCAUUUCCGCUCAACAUAAACGGAGAGACAAGGGUGCUUCAGGGGAUAGAGAACACAUGCAACUUCCAAAAGAAUCUAGCAUUUUACAUGCUGAAUUCAUUUACUACUAUUAUCCAAAUGAUGUACCAUUUCCAUUACCUCCGCCAAAAUUCUACGUGCAAGUCAACCCGAUACAAGUGGUUUUUGACGUUGACAGUUGCUUGUGGUUGAACUCAUUCGCCUUAAAUUUGUACCAAUCAUUGGUGGCAUCCAAAGCGGAAAUACCACAAAGCGAUCUAACCUAUAUCGACGUUAAAAUCGAAGCCAUACUGCCUAGGAUCAACUUCGAAUCGACAGUUGAGCACCCCAACCAGCGCGACAGACCGAAAUGUUUGAGCGUGCAGGUGACCAGAGCAACCAUAACGAACGUGCGCAGCUUGGAACAAUCCUCCCGCGCAGAUUUGGCGAAGUGCGUCGACUCGUUUCACAUGGGUUCGCUUUUUUUCGGGACGGAAUUCCCCUCGAAGCCGGGCGACUUCUACAUCGUCACGCAAAAGUUCUUGGACCACAUCUCGGCCAACGACAACGUCAGGGGCUUGCCCAACGAAAUCGACGCUUUGAAUCACCAGUUCACGCGGGAGUUGCUAUGGACGGAAGCCAAAGACGUGUGGUGCGCGAACUUGGACCCGGUUUGGGCCGACUUCGUGGGUUCGCGCGCAGCCGUGAGACCGGUGCCGUUUUUGGACGCCGUUCCCGUCACGGUGUGGCUGCACUCGCACAUGGACCCCAACUCGACGAUUCGAGGCAACGGCAACCCCGGUCGCGGCAACAACGCCGACAUACACGCGCUGGCUCACGUUGCGAAUCUCGUCAGCGUGCAAAUCAACCAUUAUCAGUACUUGUUUUUGCUGAGGUUGGCCGAAGAGGCGGCCGAGAUGGCCACGUUCUUGAGCAUAGAUUCCAGCAAGAUUUUGAAGGUUGACAGCAAUGGUUCCAUUGUAAUGGGAGCAUUGGUGCCUCAAGUGGAAGUGACGUUUGUAAUGCCAUCCCAGACCCCUGGAAAAGAAUCAUCAGGUGGCGAUGUGGAAUCCUUUGUGCCUGAUUCAUCCAGCAUAGCGGACGAUAUGCUUGUCGGUUCGAACGCCACGGUGUGGCAGAACAGCACGCUGUCCAUCACGCAAAACGACGGGGCGAAAAAAAUCGCCAACGGGAGCGGCACCCAUCUCGAACUCAGUACCAGCUACUCCAUGGAUUUCGCUCAGGAAACUCCGGACCCUAGGGGCGUCCUAAACAGGGACUUGCCGCCCCCAAUGGCCAACGCACCCUUCCAGAACAAUUUCAAUGCAGGCUUCUCCUCGAUGCGCAAAGGGUUCAGUAACCUGAUGUCGUCGAUAGAUAGCGCUCUGAAACCGAGCCCGGACGACGCCAGCGACACCAUGUCGAUUCAAAGCAACGAAUCGAGCGAUUCCGAGAGUUACGUGCUCAUAAAAAACAUAGAGGCGGACGUGGUGGGAUCCGAUCUCAUGUUUCUGGUAAACGAGUUUUCUUACGAGGCCCAAGCGAACGUCGAAGUCGCUAGCGAGGUUCUGGAGGAGGAAAAUACCAUAACCACCACUAGUGAUCAUUCUUUGACCAGUAGUUGCAGACGAAAAGAUUUGGUUUCUGUAUCUACGUUCAAGUUGAACAAAGUUGAGUUUUUGCAACAAUCCCAAGGAUAUUCUUCUUCAAUCAAAAUACAAGUCGGAAGCGUCUCGAAUGAAGACUGCAGUAGUAUCCCCUGGGAUGAAUUUCAGAGCAAAUUUAGCACGCGUUCUCGCGCUUGGACCGACAAUCCUCAGAACGCCGCCGCCUCGUCAAAGGUCAAACUAAGACUCGACCACACCCUAUCGCUGCCGUCGUCGAAGUCCAUGAUGCAAAUGGACUUCACGGAUCGCUAUAACAUGAAGCACAUAUUCAAAGAUCUAGUCACCAUCGAAAUCAGCGACAUCUCAUUGGAUCUGAACAUGUCGACUGUCACCGGAUUGGCCGAUCUGGCCGAGGACGAGGUCAUACCCAUACCAAUACCAGUUCAGAUUUCCGUUGAAAACCUGAGAGUUCAUUUGAACGAAGAUCGUCCCCCGGUAAAUAUUACGUCACCAGGCCCUAUUCCGAUCGACUUGAACGUGAGCGAGUUGUACAUCACCCGGGCGGAAGAUGGCGCUUUCAAUAUUUUUCCGAAGAAGGCGAUGGCGAAUUCCACGUCCUCAUUGGUCGAAGCUGCACCCUCAAACUCUCUUCAAAAACAAUCCUCCUCCGACCACGAGGAGCUCAAACGUCGUCUGCAAGCGUUCGAACGCGUUUCCGAGGAAAACCGUACGCUGCGAAAAUCGAGGGAAGAAAACGAACUCCUCAAAACGUACCUCAAAUCGUCGCAAGACGAGGUCGGGCGCCUUUUGGAGGAGAAAAACAAGCUGCUGGACGAGAUUAAAAAAAUGCAGCAGCUGUCGGUGGACAGAGGGUGGCAGUGGAACACGAAAAGAUAGCAAUGCUGUUUCGACUGCACUGCAUGCUGCUCCAACUUCAAGGAACGUGGUGACUAGUCGCUUUUUAAUAAAUAUAAUUUAGCAUGCUAGAAAAUCUAAAAAAUAUCACGCAAAUUCUUUUAAUUCGUCGAGAAGCGCAUUUUUGUUGGCGAAUCCCACAAAUAUCAUCAAAAUCACGUUUAUAUUGCGGAAGUUACGAAUUUUGGCCGCCAAGAUACCCCGAUUUGAGUUUAUGUAACUUUUUUGUUUGCAGGGGGAUUUUGAUGAAGUUUUGAAGGUAGGUUUAAUAAAAAAAUAUGUUUUUGUCUCUAUAAAUAUAUAACCACUUUUGGCAAUGUCUUUUAAAAAAAUUUAAUAUAUUCCAUCGGAAAACCAUUCCCGAUUUGAGUUUAUGUUACUUUUUUGUUUGAAAUUUUUAAGUAUACUAAGAAAAAUAUAUUUUGGUAUUUAUAUAUAAAUAUAAAACCACUUUUAACAAUGUCUUUUAACAAAAAUAUUACAAAAAUUAUUUUAUUUUCAUAGGAAAGCGUUUUUUUGUUGAAUCCUAAAAAUUUCAUCAAAAUGACGUUUAUAUUGCUAAAGUGGUGAUUUUUGGCCACCAAUAUGUCCUGAUUUUACUUAAUGUAGCUUUUUUAUUUUUAGGGUGAUUUUGAUAAAAUUUUGAAAAAAAUAUGUUUUUGUCGUUAUGAAUAUAAAACCACUUUUGGCAAAACUUUUACUAAAAUUCUUUUAAUUUCAUAAAAAAGCGUAUUUUUAUUGUUAAAUCCUAAAAAAAUUCAUCAAAAUCACUUUUAUAUUGCGGAAGUUUUGGCCACCAACAUAUCCUGAUUUGAGUUUAUGUAACUUUUUAUUUGUAUGGUGAUUGUGAUGAAAUUUUGAAGGUAAAGUGUACUAAGAAAAAUAUGUUUUUAUCGUUUUAAUUAUAAAUCUAGUUUUUGGAAUUUUUCUGUUGUCUUCUAAAAGAAUAUUACAAAAAUCUUUUAAUUUAAUUGAAAAGCGUUUAAUUUAAUUAAAAAUCAUUUCUAGAAAUUUUGUCAAAGUCACGUUAAUAUUGCGGAACUUGCGAUUUUUGGCCACCAAGAUAUCCCGAUUUGAGUUUAUGUAACUUUUUUAUUUGAAGGAUGAUUUUGAUGAAAUUUUAAAGGUAAAAGUAAAUAUACUAAGAAAAUAUGUUUUGGAGUUAUAGAUAUAAAACCACUUUUGGAAAUGUAUUCUAACAAAAAUAUUAAAAAAAUUCUUUUGAUUUCAUCGGAAAGCUUGUUUUUCUGGGUGGAUCCUAAAAAGUUAACAAAAUUGCGGAAGUUGCGAUUUUAGGCCUCCAAGAUAUACCGAUUUGAGUUUAUGUAACUUUUUUAUUUUAAGGGUAAUUUUGAUGAAAUUUUAAAGGGAAGUUUACUAAAAAAUAUGUUUUUUAUCAUUUUAAUCAUAAAACCAGUUUUUAAAAUUUUUCUGGUCUUUUAAAAAAAUAUUACAAAAACCUUUUAAUUUUAUUGAAUUGAAUUGGUGAAUCCUAAAAAUUUUGUGUCAAAGUCACGUUAAUAUUGCGGAAGUUGCGAUUUUUGGCCACCAAGAUAUCCUGAUUUGAGUUUACGUAAUUUUUUUAUUUAUAGGGUGAUUUUGAUGAAAUUUGGAAGGCAUAAAUAUAAAACCAUUUUUUAGAUUUUUUCUAGCCAUGUCUUCUGCAGCCUAGACCUAUAAUUUCUAUUACAAAAAUACUCUCUAUAAGCUUUAAGGCUUGCUAGGUCUUGUAAAAUAAGUUAUAUAAAAAAAAAUCGUCAUAUUAUUUGAAUAAAAAGGUUUGAUAUCAUACAAAUCUUUUAAACUUGAAUCUGUCUGUGGUUUUAGAGUGAUGUUUGCACCAUUUCUUUAAAUUUUGCGGUUGGUUAAUCAUAAUUAUAUAAAAGAAAUUGAGUUCAUUCUUAAUGCUAUUAUCUAAUAUGUAGAUAUAAAAAUUCCUAUUUUAUACGUAAGAUUAUCGAAUAUUUUUAGGCUAGGUAAAAAACAAAUGGUUACGUAUUUUUUUAUUAUUGGUUGUAAAUUUUUGAGCACUUUUUAUUUUCCAAGCACCAUAUAAGUACUUAGGGGUUUCAAUAUACAGGACAGUUGGAAAAUAUUGAAAAAACUGUUCUGUAUUUUUUUAUAAUUGUACAAAUUGCUGUACAAUUAUUAUUAAGUUUAUAAUCAUGUAUAUAAGAGUGUACGUAAUAAAUGUGAAAUGCCAAAGAAUUGUAAGAAAAUUUCAUAUAUCAUUGUUUUAAAGAAAUUAAAGGAGAUUAUUUAUAUAUUUUAUCUAAAUUCUGUCUAAGUGUUUUUCCUGUAAGUUGGAGAAAGGAUCCAUCCAAUAUUGUGAUUAUUUUUUAGCUGGUUUUAUUUUUUUUUAGUUUUUUAUUAGAUUUAAUCAUGCAAUAAAAUGUCAUAUAUUAUAGACUGUUAUUUUUUGUAAGAAUAUGUAACAAAUAUGUUGUUUUAAUAAAUCAGUUUAUGCAUCAA